GCUAAGGCCUGACCUGGCAGACCUUGGGUCGCCGGUGCCCGCCGGGGCUUGUGGUUGAGGAGGCCCGGUAUCUGCCACUGGGCCCGGGAAGAUGGUGCUGGGUGGUUGCCCGGUGAGUUACUUACUUCUGUGCGGCCAGGCGGCUCUGCUGCUGGGGAAUCUGCUUCUGCUGCAUUGUGUCUCUCGGAGCCACUCGUACAACGCUACCGCGGAGCCCGAGCUCACAUCCGCCGGCGCCGCCCACCCGGAGGUCUCCGCCGGUGCUCGGAGCUGGGAAUAUGGCGACCCCAGCUCUCCAGUCAUCCUUUGCUCUUACCUACCUGACGAAUUCAUAGAAUGUGAAGACCCAGUGGAUCAUGUUGGAAAUGCAACCGCAUCCCAGGAACUUGGUUAUGGUUGUCUCAAGUUCGGUGGUCAAGCCUACAGUGAUGUGGAACACACUUCAGUCCAGUGCCAAGCCCUAGAAGAAAUUGAGUGUGCCGGUCCUAGGACCUUCCUACGAGAAAAUAAACCUUGUAUAAAGUAUACCGGACACUACUUCAUAACCACUUUACUCUAUUCUUUCUUCCUGGGAUGUUUUGGAGUGGAUCGUUUCUGUCUGGGACACACUGGCACAGCAGUAGGGAAGCUAUUGACGCUUGGAGGACUUGGGAUUUGGUGGUUUGUUGACCUUAUAUUACUUAUUACUGGAGGGCUGAUGCCAAGUGAUGGCAGCAAUUGGUGCACUGUUUACUAAAAAGAGCUGCUGUUAUGGUCCAGAGAGGCAAGUCUUCUGAAUUCAUCUCUACAAGCUCAAAACUCUUCCUUGCUAUUAGAUCUGACCAUUUCUUGCCCUCUUUGGAGGGAAUGGGUUUGGUUAGGAAGGUUUCUUUGGACUGUGGAUUUUCAGCCCAGAUUUUACCUUGCUGAUAAGAAAUGACAGUGUUGUGGGAACCAAGUUUAUACCUUUUCUCACGUACAAAAUAUAAAGGCCAGCAACUAACUUAUAAGCUGUGGAAGGGUUUCUAUACUCUUUAUUUCUGCACAUGGCUGUAUCUUCAGUCUUUUGGAGCAAGUGGACCCGACCGAAUGAGCAAAGUGAAUAUUUUUAGCCUUAUGCCUUUUGUGACCCUUAGUCUCAUGCACAGAACUGAAGCGAAACCAAUGAAAAUCUUCAGCAGAAGUAGAAAUGCUCAUGGAUUAUAAUACACACUGAAAUUCCAACUUUCUGAAUUUAAACUGCAAAAUAAAUUUUGUCAACCUGGAA
Messenger RNA from Molossus molossus (Pallas's mastiff bat), 1246 nucleotides. It is a transcript of the gene TM2D2, whose product is annotated as TM2 domain containing 2. The record is from RefSeq and is a predicted model, not a curated record. NCBI's taxonomy places the organism in Eukaryota, Metazoa, Chordata, Mammalia, Chiroptera, Molossidae. The coding region runs from base 92 to 736 and encodes 214 amino acids. The transcript is spliced from 4 exons.